Salvia hispanica is the source of this 1341-nucleotide messenger RNA. NCBI's taxonomy places the organism in Eukaryota, Viridiplantae, Streptophyta, Magnoliopsida, Lamiales, Lamiaceae. The record is from RefSeq and is a predicted model, not a curated record.
AUGUUUAUGUUCAACAAUGCUCAAAAUUCAAGUGGGUGUAUUGAAUUAUUUGUUGAGUAUUCACCUGUGAGAAGUUCAGAAAUCCCACCAGUUGUUGAUUGUGGUAUUGGAUCAUCUGCGAGGGUUGAACUUUUGAGCUCAGACUGUGGUAUUGGAUCAUCUGCUAGGGGUGAACAUAUGAACUUUGAUCAUAGUAUGAAUGAGCAGAGAGAUGUUGUAGAUGCUGUUGAUGUUGGUGUUGGAUUGAAUGAUGAGGUAGAUGUUGUAGAUGUUCUUAAUGAGCCAACAGCAUUAUCUGAGACUGAGCCAGAACCCGAUCUCUGUGAUGGUGAUGGUUCUUCUGAUGAUGGUGAUGGUUCUUCUGAUGAUGAGAUAAUACCUUGUAAACCUGUUGUACAAGGUGAACAACCACUUCCAGAGUACAACACUAGGGGGUUGAAAUUCUUUCGCAAAUUACCAAGUGGUCCUUCUGGAGUAUCUGAUGAUGUUGUUGAUAAUGAACAUAGCAAUUUGUAUUGGGAUGAGAAAGAGCCGCAUCGGAUUGUGUUGGGAACAAAAUUUGAUUCCAAGCUUCAUGUGAAGACUGCUAUAACUAUGUGGAGUUUGUGGCAGGAAAAACAGUUUAAGGUCGUCGAGAGCAAAUUAAGAAGGUGGCAUGCCGUAUGCAAAUUUCCAGCAGGAACGACAGCAACAGGUAUAGGCAUCAUCAGCACCACCGACGCUGAAAAAGCGAGGGAAUGUAAGUGGGAGGUUUCAGUUACACAAAGGGCUCAUGACGAUAUGUGGGAAGUUAGAAAGUGGAUGGGUCGACAUACUUGUGUAGGCCAUCGUGCUAACAGAGAUCAUGCUAACUUCUCAUCGGCAAUGAUUGCUCUGUGUAUUCGACAUCAUGUGCGACAAUGUGCCGAUUUCAAGGUCUUCUCAAUAAUAGCUGAUAUUCAAGACAGAUUUGAUUUGCAGAUGUUCUUAAUGAGCCAACGGAUUUUUCCGAAGACAAAGGAACCCGAUCUCUAUGAUGGUGAUGGUUCUUCCGAUGAUGGUGAUGGUUCUUCAAUGAUGGAAAAUAAUACCUUGAAAACCCCGUUGACAAGCCCGGGGAAACCGGGCACAAUUGUUGAAUGGAAGCACAACGAGUUGUUGAGUCAAAGACGUACAAAUGUGUUCAACUAUGUUUUCUGGGCAUUUGGGCCUGCAAUACAUGUUUUCCCGGAAGGCUGCCCCGGUGUUAACAAUAGAUGGGACUCACCCCCAGGAAGUUUUAAAAAGGAAAGGGCGCUUGUUGCUUGUGGUUUUGAUGCUAACAAGACAUGCUUGCCUUUUGCAUAUUUUUGUGGUGGAUGA